GUGUUGCCCACUGAGGAGUGGAAUGGAAUGCACCUGGAACUCACUUCCUCUUGAAGACGUCCAUUGAAUUAAGAAAGCAGUUUCAGGGGGUUUGGAUUGGGAGUGGUGGUAGCUGUGGGUUUGGAUUGGUAGUGAUGGUGGCUGGGGAAACAUGGAGAGGCCAGAGAGAGCCAUACUUGUAAAUUGUGCUAAGGAGAAGAACGCUGCCUAAAACGUCCUUUUUGGCCACUAGAGGCCCCUAUCAUCCUCUAUGAGGAGUGCCCUCAUUGCCCUUUCCAUCAUGGCCGCCUGGAGUGGCCUGCUUGCCGCUCAUAACGCAUGCGCAAUGAUUACAAACAAAUGUUUGAAAGAAAUUUACCGCGAAACUGUUGAAAUUAUGAAGCCUGUCCGGGGAUCGGAACGCGCCUCCUCCAAGGCACCUAAAGGCAAGAAGACAGGCGAGCCAAAUAAGCCCGGUAUAAAGACACGUCAACGGAGAGUAUCUCAGGAGGAGCCCCAGCCAGGAACCAGCAGCCAGAUCCCUCAGCCAAAACCACAGAAGAAGAAGAAGAAAGGUGGCACAGUUGCAAGUCCCAGGAAGCUGAAAGGUCAGGAGAAGUGGAAACCGCUGACCAAGUCCUCCAUUACGGCUCUAGACAACAUACUGGGACUGUCUAUACUGUCUGUUCUGGCCGGAAGACGGACUAACAAAGAGGAAUCGCAGAAACAUCUGAACAUGGUGAAAAACAGGUUCCUGUCUAAACUGGCUCAACUGUCAGUGCCAAUUCAGAAACAGGAAAUGAUGAGUCAUUCUUCUCGUCAACACCAGGAAGAGACGAGGAAGUCAGCCGUUGGCAAGAAGAUCCUCACCAAGCUGGUGGCGGAUCUGGGUGCUGUUGUGGGCUCUCUAGAACAGCGAGAGAAGGAGAGAGACUCCCUGGAGCACCAGUGUUUUAACCUCAGACAACAACUGGAGCAGCAGGAGGAGAGUAACCAGCAGAUCCUCCAGUUGUCAGAACAAGGAGUCCUGCGUCUCCCCCCUGUACCUCAGCGCAAAGACAGACCCUUACAGGAGCAGAUGUUGUGUCUGGUUCAUAGCAGACACUCCGUCACCACGGCCCGUCGCCUAGCCAAGACCCUCCAGACAUCAGGGCCGGUCCAGGAUGCUCAGACCCUACUGGAACGAGCCUACAGACACGCUGACCGCCUGAUCACUCCACCUACAGCUGUCAGCCAAUAGCAGGACUCCAUCCAGGCUGGUUGGACAAUAGCAGGACUCCAUCCAGGCUGGUUGGACAAUAGCAGGACUCCAUCCAGGCUGGUUGGACAAUAGCAGGACUCCAUCCAGGCUGGUUGGACAAUAGCAGGACUCCAUCCAGGCUGGUUGGACAAUAGCAGGACUCCAUCCAGGCUGGUUGGACAAUAGCAGGACUCCAUCCAGGCUGGUUGGCCAAUAGCAGGACUCCAUCCAGGCUGGUUGGCCAAUAGCAGGACUCCAUCCAGGCUGGUUGGACAAUAGCAGGACUCCAUCCAGGCUGGUUGGCCAAUAGCAGGACUCCAUCCAGGCUGGUUGGCCAAUAGCAGGACUCCAUCCAGGCUGGUUGGACAAUAGCAGGACUCCAUCCAGGCUGGUUGGCCAAUAGCAGGACUCCAUCCAGGCUGGUUGGCCAAUAGCAGGACUCCAUCCAGGCUGGUUGGCCAAUAGCAGGACUCCAUCCAGGCUGGUUGGCCAAUAGCAGGACUCCAUCCAGGCUGGUUGGCCAAUAGCAGGACUGUAUUAGCGAUAUAUAUGACCAUGUAUAAGCCAUGUGUUAUAUGGCUCUGGCAUGGGCUUUGCACGGACCACCUGACUUUAACUGCUACAUAGUUAACAUUGUAUUCUGUAAUGGGAGGAGCCCCAUUUGUUCAUAUCUGUAUUUUUUUCCCUAAGUGUUUCUUCUUUUGGCUGUAGAUGAUCAUUAAUAACCUGUAGAAGUGUUUUGGACUGUUUUGAUGAGUUCUUAUGAUGAAUAUAGUUCUGAUAAUGCCUCUAGUCCAGACAGGCUGGGUGACAGGUUGACUUCAGCCCUAAGAUAAUGCCUCUAGUCCAGACAGGCUGGGUGACAGGUUGACUUCAACCCUAAGAUAAUGCCUCUAGUCCAGACAGGCUGGGUGACAGGUUGACUUCAACCCUAAGAUAAUGCCUCUAGUCCAGACAGGCUGGGUGACAGGUUGACUUCAACCCUAAGAUAAUGCCUCUAGUCCAGACAGGCUGGGUGACAGGUUGACUUCAGCCCUAAGAUAAUGCCUCUAGUCCAGACAGGCUGGGUGACAGGUUGACUUCAACCCUAAGAUAAUGCCUCUAGUCCAGACAGGCUGGGUGACAGGUUGACUUCAGCCCUAAGAUAAUGCCUCUAGUCCAGACAGGCUGGGUGACAGGUUGACUUCAGCCCUAAGAUAAUGCCUCUAGUCCAGACAGGCUGGGUGACAGGUUGACUUCAACCCUAAGAUAAUGCCUCUAGUCCAGACAGGCUGGGUGACAGGUUGACUUCAACCCUAAGAUAAUGCCUCUAGUCCAGACAGGCUGGGUGACAGGUUGACUUCAACCCUAAGAUAAUGCCUCUAGUCCAGACAGGCUGGGUGACAGGUUGACUUCAGCCCUAAGAUAAUGCCUCUAGUCCAGACAGGCUGGGUGACAGGUUGACUUCAGCCCUAAGAUAAUGCCUCUAGUCCAGACAGGCUGGGUGACAGGUUGACUUCAACCCUAAGAUAAUGCCUCUAGUCCAGACAGGCUGGGUGACAGGUUGACUUCAACCCUAAGAUAAUGCCUCUAGUCCAGACAGGAUUACUUCAGCCCUAAAAUAAUGCAUCUAGUCCAGACAGGAUUACUUCAACCCUAAAAUAAUGCAUCUAGUCCAGACAGGAUUACUUCAACCCUAAAAUAAUGCCUCUAGUCCAGACAGGAUUACUUCAACCCUAAAAUAAUGCAUCUAGUCCAGACAGGAUUACUUCAACCCUAAAAUAAUGCAUCUAGUCCAGACAGGAUUACUUCAACCCUAAAAUAAUGCCUCUAGUCCAGACAGGAUUACUUCAACCCUAAAAUAAUGCCUCUAGUCCAGACAGGAUUACUUCAGCCCUAAAAUAAUGCCUCUAGUCCAGACAGGAUUACUUCAACCCUAAAAUAAUGCAUCUAGUCCAGACAGGAUUACUUCAGCCCUAAAAUAAUGCAUCUCGUCCAGACAGGGCUGAAGCAGGGACGUCGCUAAACAGAAUAUCCGGGGGCUCCGGCCUGAAGACCUGGGCUGACUCCGGGGGGGGAUUUGAUCCCUGCGCACGCUAGCAGUGAACGUUUUGCAGAAAUAUGACGCUAGGUUGCAUAUCUCACUGCUUUCUUCCCUGCGCUGUGCUCUCUUGACGCCAAUAAUCAACAAUUCAUAUUCCAUUGAAUUAAUACUAUGUCAAUAAAUUAUUUAUUAGCAAGUA
This is a messenger RNA of Oncorhynchus kisutch (coho salmon), 3441 nucleotides long. Its product is annotated as centromere protein Q. The record is from RefSeq and is a predicted model, not a curated record. Gene Ontology annotation, cellular component: nucleus. Bases 251 to 1219 code for a protein of 322 amino acids. Lineage: Eukaryota; Metazoa; Chordata; Actinopteri; Salmoniformes; Salmonidae. The transcript has 8 exons.